Molecule: messenger RNA, 1059 nt
Organism: Paraglomus brasilianum
Lineage: Eukaryota; Fungi; Glomeromycota; Glomeromycetes; Paraglomerales; Paraglomeraceae
Source: the annotation of a GenBank genome assembly
AUGGAAGUUAAGAGCCUUAAAAGAACCAUUACGAUAAAGACAGUGUUCGUUUGUUGUACCAUACUACUUAUUUUGUGGUUCUUGAAUGAGGCUGGUACCUUUUCGGAUCACGUAUCGUCUGUAAGCGAUUAUACAUGUCCUGAUAUAAAAGAUGAGCCAUCGCCGAAUAAUGAAGUUAAAAUCCCAGAACCCCCAUUCACAAUCGUGACGGGCGCAAGUGGGAAUCACUUUUGUGCAGUCCAUGCAUGGCUCUAUCGCACAUACACCGCUGUUAAUCUCGCCUUUUCCAACGCUGCGCGUCCGCGAGUCAUUGUCUAUAAUUUGGGCUUGUCCCCAUGGCAAAUAUCUAUGCUUAAUUCACUCCAAUCGGCUGGAGUCUUUACUGAAUUGCGCACGUUUAACUAUUCAAAAUAUCCAGACUUUUGGCUCUUAGCCAAUUCUCGCGGACAGUAUGCGUGGAAACCGGGUAUCGUAGGGGAAGUAGCGAAAGAUUAUCCUGGAAUAAUACUGUGGUUAGAUGCUGGAACUUUGGUUAGGACAUCCAUGUUGCAAAAUAUCGAAAAGCGGUUGGAGGAAAACAAGGGUUUCAUGUCACCUACUUCUUCUGGUUCCUUCUUUCGGUGGACUCAUCGGGGGGUAUUCGAAUACUUUAAUGUUCCAAUACCAAAAGAACUUAAAUCCAUUCAUAAUUGUAACGGAGCGGCAUUCGCAAUUGAUACCAGAACAGCCGGUAAAAUUUUAACAGACUUUGUUGAUUGUGCUCUCCACAAGGAAUGCAUAGCACCCCCCGGAUCCAGCCGAAAAAACCAUCGCCAAGAUCAAGCAUUAUUAACGUAUAUUGCUGCAAGAGAAGGGUAUUUCUGUAACGAGACUACAGAAAGUUUUGGUGUUCUCACUCACAAGGAUCGCGCAUGCGCUGAAUCCAUAGUUCGGUUUGAGACUCUGAACUUUGUUCCCUGGCAAAUCGCUGAAGAGGAAAGAGAAGCGGUGAGAAGUUAUAAAAGGGAAAACAGAAAAGCAGGAGAAUGGUGGGAUAUUGUGUGGGAAGCAAUCCCUUGA